This is a messenger RNA of Dicentrarchus labrax (European seabass), 1861 nucleotides long. RefSeq names its product claudin-3. Gene Ontology annotation, biological process: cell adhesion; bicellular tight junction assembly. The record is from RefSeq and is a predicted model, not a curated record. Gene Ontology annotation, molecular function: structural molecule activity. Lineage: Eukaryota; Metazoa; Chordata; Actinopteri; Moronidae. The transcript has a single exon. The coding region runs from base 118 to 792 and encodes 224 amino acids. Gene Ontology annotation, cellular component: plasma membrane; bicellular tight junction.
GUGCCUCUCACAUGCAAACACAAGUUCAAACCCCACCCCACCUCACUCUGCUGCCAGCUGUUUCUGGUUAGGCAGUCGGGCCUGCUGUAAAAGAGGAGGAGCAGGCAGGCUGGAGUUAUGGAGCGGCAGCUGGAGCUCACUGCCCUCGGUCUGGGCCUCACAGGGUGGCUUUGUUCAAUUCUGACUCGCUGCCUGGCUCUGUGGAAGGUGAGCGGCACCCUGGACAACACCACGGCUACUCUGCCUGCCUACUGGGAUGGGGUGUGGCUGGAAUGGGAUCACUGGGACUUGGCCCACGAUGGCAGCCUGCACUGCUCCUUCUACCAGUCUCUCAUGUCUCUUUCUGGAAGUUUUCGGAUGUGGAGAGCCCUAAUCAUGGCAGCCAUCGGAGCUGGGGGUUUUGCUGCGGUGAUUGGAUCAGUGGGGGCAGUGUGGUUCCCUCUGCGUGGUCAGAUCAAAGUGUUUUCUGGUACUCUCUUUGUUGUGUCUGGGAUCCUACUGCUGAUCCCCACAGCCUGGACAUGCCAUCACACCAGUCAGCCACUGGAGGGUGUUGUGCUGCUGAGACGAGACUGGGGCCCUGCACUGUACCUCGGGUGGAUCUCCUUUGCUUUGAUGCUGGUCGGAGGGGUGUUUCUCACCACCAGAUGCCCCACUGGUGAGAGGCAGGUGCAGCAGCCUGGAGGGAGCAGGUACCCAAAUGUAGAGGAGGAGGCGAAUCACCCACUCAGCAGGAUCAACAGGACUACGUUCACAAACAGCCAGUAUGAACGCAGAUCAGAGCCUCUCUGAGGGAAUAUAUACUGGGAAAUCAUUAAUAUGUGAGAUGACUGUGGGUAGAUUUAACAGCAGAGGAAAACUUCUGUCUGCACUUGUUGAGUUAUGAUGCACUGGCUUAACUAAGCAUGAGUUUAACAUUAGAAAGUACAAGCACAGCAAUGUGUCAGGUAACUAGUUUUACUGACAGGGAUGUGGGUAGGACUGAAUUUGCAUUUUGUUUUGCUGUGUUUCUUCCAUCUCUAUUGAAGCUGUAUACAUUAGUACUGAUUUACAUUCUGGUAAUAAUUAUAAUACUCAUCAUUGUGAUAUAAGGUUGGGGUGGCCCUCUGUCUCUGUAAGGCGUGAUAGACACUGUGUUUUUGUAUUUAUAAGGCCCUUGCUGGCUCUUUGCCUGCUUGCAUUACUCUGUCUGUAAAUGUGGGCCCCUGUGUUACAGGUUGUUGAUUUUUAUGAGCUUGGAAAAGCCAGUUGGUCUCGUUGUGCACCUGCAACCUAGAAUAACAUGCAGAACAAUGUAAUGCUUACCUCAUUUCCAUACUUAGGGUUAUUAAACAUUUUAAUCUCAUUUUAUUACACUUCCAGUUGUAAUUGUCUUUGUUGAUUUGUUGCUUAAAAUUGCUUUAUUUAUGUUUUACUAAUUGGCUUUUUAUUACUUUAAUCAGGCUUUUUAUCUAGGCUUAUUUUUUGUGUUUAUUGGUACCUAGGAUCUUGUGUUUAUAUAUUUAUUCAAUUCCACCAGGCUAUAUUGUAAAUGAGGUCUCUACCUCAGAGUCAGAGGAUGAACAUUCAACUCAAUUUCCCCGAUUCAAUAGCACUGUAAAAUUAAACUGUUUGCUUUACUUGAUGCAGUUAUUGACACUAAACUUGCAUUAAGACAUUACAGCCAUCGGAUAUAUUGUAAUGCCUUAAAUGUGAAUGUGUUAAUAUUGAUCUUCAAACUUAAUACUGUAUUGCACAUAUACAUUGCCCUACAUUAGAGUAAUGCAAUUUCAUAUGUUUUGUUUUGUUGAGAGUGGCAGAAAUGUUUACAUCUGAGAUGAAUUCUUGUGCACUGUGGAAUAAAGCAAAUGAUUCAGAUAUA